GUGAGAAUGUCGCCAGUGGAGCUCACCGUCAGUUCCAGACAUGGCAGCGCUGAAACAGGAGCAUCGGUAUGGACUCUCCUGUGCGAAGACCCACAAAAACACUCCUAACAGAACCAUAUACCACGUCAAGCUGACCGACACUGCCAUUCGGACACUGGAAGCCUAUCAGAACCUAAAGGGAUCCUUACCAAAUCAGCCAGCAAUUUGCUUCAAGGGGAACCAGGGGUAUAUCAAGAUUCCUGCCCCCACUGGGGACUCUCCUCAUGCCCUGCGUGUCUUCUCCUUCUAUCUGUCCAGUGACAGCAAGGACAAGCCUCAAGCCAGCUUCGACUGUAUUCACCAGUAUGCCUCAGGGGAUGGCAGGGACCGCCUGGAGGGCCAGGGCAGUAUUCAGGACAAGAUCACAGUGUGUGCGACGGAUGACUCCUAUCAGAUGACCCGUGAGCGGAUGUCCCAGGUGGAAAAAGACAUCUUGAGUCGGUCAGCUAUCGAGAUCAAACCUGGCUCCACGCAUCCAAGUAAGUGUGUUAAGAUUAAGAGGAAGCAAGGGCUGCCAGGGACCUUUGACGGCGGAGCUAACCGACAUUCUCCUAGCAACAAGAGGAGCACAGCGCCCAGCUUGGUGGCCCACAGACCCCUAAGAGAGCGCAUGAUUCACCUGCUAGCUCUAAAGCCCUACAAGAAACCUGAGCUGCUGCUGUGGCUGGAGAGAGAGAAAGCAAGUCCCAAGGACAAAGCUGACCUGAGUUCUGUGCUAGAAGAGGUGGCAAAACUGAAUCCUAAAGACAACAGCUUCAGUCUGAGAGAUGACUUCUACAGGCACGUUCAGAGGGACUGGUCUGGCUACUUGGAGGAGGAGAAGCAGCUUAUCCACAGGCUUUUAGCCAGAAAGCUUCAGCCUCUCAGCAGCAGUAGCCAGAAGACCUUUCAGCAGCCCAACCAUUCAUUCCACAAAACCACAACAGGCGAUUCUCCAUCCCAGCUCAGUCCAGUCAAGAAUCUCUCUGUGAAACGCCCAGUGCCUUCUGACCACCUGGACAGUCAGACCCCAAAGAAGCAGAAGUUACUAGACCAGCACCUGCCCUUACAACCUCCUUCCAACGGACAUCUCAGCUCCUCUACGGGCCACAAUUCAUCCAGCACUGGAAGCUCCAGUUUACUAAACAAAACGGAGCACGAGAGGACCAACAACAGUGUUCAGCAGAGCCCCAAUGGCCUCUACCCACGGCACAAGUUUAGCGAGGUUAACGGUAUCCAUAAACCGGAGCCCGUAGUUUUGGCCAGCCCCAAACCCCCCAGGACUGAACUUCCUAUCCACAAUGAACACCAGCUGACCAGCAGCCAGAGCCACAAGAAAAAGAAGUCCAAGAAGCACAAAGAGAAGGAGCGGGAGCGCUUAAAACCGGAGUGGGUGGAGACUAGUCCAGAUCUAAAGCAUAAUCAGGAAAAUCUUGAAGACCAUGAAGGCCCCAACACACCUGUGACCCGUGCCUCACCGGAAGAGCUGCCAGACUAUUUAUUAAAAUACAACACUAUAACUGACUCAGAACAGCGGCAGCAGUAUAAGGAGGAUUUCUGUGCCGAGUACGAUGAGUACCGAGACCUUCAUGAGAGGAUUGGGAGUGUCACUGAAAUGUUUGUCCAGCUAGGGUCCAAGAUAAAGACACUGUCUCCUGGUACUCACGAGUACAAGGUUAUGGAGGAGCAAAUACUGGAGAAGUAUAGGAAAUAUAAGAAGAAAUGUCCUGGCUACCGGGAAGAGAAGAAACGUUGCGAGUAUCUCCAUCAGAAACUGUCUCACAUUAAAGGCCUGAUUCUAGACUAUGAUCGCACUCAUACCCCCUCGUAGUGCUGGCUCUCCCACUCCUCUUCUCCUCCCUGUUCCCACUCAGCCGGCCGUACGGACCAAAAGACUUCUCCUCACUGGAGAUGAAGCAGGAGUAAGUCUGGUUCUUUUUUGAAAGAACCUGAAGAAGCAUUUCCACUUUCUGCUUUGCACAAAUGGUGGUGAAGUUGGCGCCUGUGGAUCAAACCUGCCCACACAGGCCGAGACCUCCAACUCGUGAAUCAAACCCCUUUAAUGCUUUUUUUUCUGUUCUCUUUUGUUUGUUUGUCUGUGUGCAAAAAGUGUUGCAAUGGUGCGAUUUUUUUUUUUUGCAAUGGUGCGAGGGUAGAAAUGGUGAGAGAACGUGACUUAAGCCAAAUUCUUCCCCGAUGCAACAUGCAUUAACUCUCUUGGCUCACCCCUUGUUCUGCGGGGCUGCGGGCUCGUUCUAUGGUACAAUCAUAAUGACUGGACAAUAAGAAAGGAUGAUCUCUACUCUGUCUGCUGUGUCUCUCAGCACAGACUCUUAGAUGUUUUGCUAUGUUGCUGAAUGUACAUUUGUAAACUUUGUCAGAUCAUGACUUCUAUAAUAGAGGGUUUUAAUCACUGGAUAGAAUAAGGGAAAGGUUAAAUAUAUUGGAGGAUCUGGGGCAACCCUACCAGACUAUGGAACAUCAGGGUGCACUUUCUUGGACUUGCUAAAUGUAGUGAAGGGCCUUAACUCUUGACAGCCCUGCCAUUUAGAGGCUGCAUCCAGGUCUCACUACUACAGAAUAUGAUCUGAGAUCUGUGUUCAGCCAGAUAUAAUGUGAUGUAACUAUAGUAAAGGUAUGAUUUAAACUUUACGAGAUCCCUUCGAUCUCGUACUUAGGGCCAAACUCCCAGACUCAGGUUAAGCCUAGCACUGGACCAAAAAGCAGUCGAGAAUCAUUUUAAUCAGACACUUUUUGUCAUUCUUAAAUGGUCCAACACGAGACCCGAUCUAUGUUGGGGAGACUGCAGCAAAAGGGUACCACAGUGGUUGUAAUUCCAUGAAUUGUGUCUGUCCAGGGUCCAGUGCUCCAACCACUACAGCACAUUGUGUCCUUAAAAUAUUAUUAUUAUUAUUAUUAUUAUUACUAUGAAACUCCUUCACAGCAUACACAAUCAUGUUUUAAAGCACAUUCAUUUUCAGGUAAUAUAAUAUUUUGGAUUUAUUUUUUUUGUCUGUUUUCUGAAGUUAAAUUUUUUGGUUGGCGUCUGUUUCCCUGAGCCAAUAUCUAUAAAGGUUUUUAUAAAGGUAAAAUUAUAUAGUGAUUGAUGAGAAUAACCUCUUGUUCUCCUAUAGGCCGGAUAUUUCACAAUACAAGAAAGGAUGGGAUUAAUCCUUCUGUUAUACCCGUCUUCAUUUUCAUGGUGUUAUCAGUUCUGUUGUUUAAACAAACGGGAUUUCUUUGAUUUCUAUGGUCAUGUUCACUGUUCAGCUUCAUUCACAGAGUUUCAUAUCUUCUAAAACAGGUAUCUCCAAACCUGCUCCUGGAGAGCUGCCGUCUUGCUGGGAUAAAUUCCAGUCUCAGCACCUUAGUAGCACCUUUAACUCAAGUAUUUCUCCUGAAGAGCUUGCUUAUUCUGCAUAUGUAGCCCGUGUUGAGUUCCCACCGGAACUGUGCUCUUCAGUAAGGGCAGAUCUCUCCGGGCGCAGGCUUAGACAUACCUGCUUUAAACUCUGAUAUCAUGUUUCCUUUUCUAUUCAGUACAUAAUGUUUUAUUCUCAGGUGUGUGUGACACCUGAAAGGAUCCUCCCAUUGAAGUUGCUGUUCUCCCUAAAUGAGGUUCUUUUUAAUACUAAAAAUAAACCAGUCCAGAAACCACACAGACACACACACACACACGUUGCAUAGACCGGUGGACUGUUUUUGUACGUCAACUCUGUUCGAGUCAUCGCAAUCAGAGGUCUGCUAAUUCUACCCACUUGCCUAACAUGGAUUUUUGGAAGUAUUUUGUCACUUUUGUGCUUUUGAUAUUUCUCUUAUGGAGACUGCUAAGUUGUUAUUUAUGUCCCUGCAGUGUUAGUUCUCUCUCUAUCUCUCAGUCCAAAUUUGAUAUCUGCGUGUAAGCUGAUAGAUUUGCCAAAAUAGCGUAGGUCUUGUUUUUAUGUUUGUUUUUUUUGUUUCGUUUUUUAUUGUAUUAUGAUGUUUUCUUCCUUCAUGGGGCUACUUCAUGUAUUGAUGUAGAUGCCUUAAAUAAACUGGACCGCAUUAACUUGA
Messenger RNA from Astyanax mexicanus (Mexican tetra), 4071 nucleotides. Its product is annotated as RNA polymerase II elongation factor ELL. Gene Ontology annotation, biological process: snRNA transcription by RNA polymerase II; positive regulation of transcription elongation by RNA polymerase II; transcription elongation by RNA polymerase II. The transcript is spliced from 12 exons. The coding region runs from base 41 to 1849 and encodes 602 amino acids. The record is from RefSeq and is a predicted model, not a curated record. Gene Ontology annotation, molecular function: cis-regulatory region sequence-specific DNA binding. Lineage: Eukaryota; Metazoa; Chordata; Actinopteri; Characiformes; Acestrorhamphidae. Gene Ontology annotation, cellular component: transcription elongation factor complex.